Messenger RNA from Pongo pygmaeus (Bornean orangutan), 2493 nucleotides. RefSeq names its product collagen type IX alpha 3 chain (gene COL9A3). Gene Ontology annotation, molecular function: extracellular matrix structural constituent conferring tensile strength. Gene Ontology annotation, cellular component: collagen type IX trimer. The transcript has 32 exons. NCBI's taxonomy places the organism in Eukaryota, Metazoa, Chordata, Mammalia, Primates, Hominidae. The coding region runs from base 75 to 2132 and encodes 685 amino acids. Gene Ontology annotation, biological process: extracellular matrix organization. The record is from RefSeq and is a predicted model, not a curated record.
ACCUCCCGCCCCGCCCGCCCGCCCGCGCGCUGCCGGCCCCGACGCCGCCGCCGCAGCUCAGACUCCGCUCAGCCAUGGCCCGGCCGCCCGCGUUCGCCCCGCUCCUGCUCCUGCUCCUGCUCGGGGAGCUCCUGGCGGCCGCCGGGGCGCAGAAAGUGGGACUCCCAGGCCCCCCCGGCCCCCCAGGGCCGCCCGGGAAGCCCGGCCAGGACGGCAUUGACGGAGAAGCUGGUCCUCCAGGUCUGCCUGGGCCCCCGGGACCGAAGGGGGCCCCAGGAAAGCCGGGGAAACCAGGAGAGGCCGGGCUGCCGGGACUGCCGGGUGUGGAUGGUCUGACUGGGCAAGAUGGACCCCCUGGACCCAAGGGUGCCCCUGGGGAACGGGGAAGUCUGGGACCCCCGGGGCCACCCGGGCUGGGGGGCAAAGGCCUCCCUGGACCCCCCGGAGAGGCAGGAGUGAGCGGCCCCCCAGGUGGGAUCGGCCUCCGCGGCCCCCCGGGACCUUCUGGACUCCCCGGCCUCCCUGGCCCCCCAGGACCUCCCGGACCCCCUGGACACCCAGGAGUCCUCCCUGAAGGCGCUACUGACCUUCAGUGCCCAAGUAUCUGCCCGCCAGGUCCCCCAGGGCCCCCUGGAAUGCCAGGGUUCAAGGGACCCACUGGCUACAAAGGCGAGCAGGGGGAAGUCGGCAAGGACGGCGAGAAGGGUGACCCUGGCCCCCCGGGGCCCGCCGGCCUCCCGGGCAGUGUGGGGCUGCAGGGCCCCCGGGGAUUACGAGGACUGCCAGGGCCACUUGGGCCCCCUGGGGACCGGGGUCCCAUCGGGUUCCGAGGGCCACCUGGGAUCCCAGGAGCACCUGGGAAAGCGGGUGACCGAGGCGAGAGGGGCCCAGAAGGGUUCCGCGGCCCCAAGGGUGACCUCGGCAGACCUGGUCCCAAGGGAACCCCCGGAGUGGCCGGGCCAAGCGGAGAGCCGGGCAUGCCGGGCAAGGACGGCCAGAAUGGCGUGCCAGGACUCGAUGGCCAGAAGGGAGAGGCUGGUCGCAAUGGUGCCCCGGGAGAGAAGGGCCCCAACGGGCUGCCGGGCCUCCCCGGACGAGCGGGAUCCAAAGGCGAGAAGGGAGAACUGGGCAGAGCUGGGGAGCUGGGUGAGGCUGGCCCCUCAGGAGAGCCAGGCGUCCCUGGAGAUGCUGGCAUGCCUGGGGAGCGUGGUGAGGCUGGCCACCGGGGCUCAGCGGGCGCCCUCGGCCCACAAGGCCCUCCCGGAGCCCCUGGUGUCCGAGGCUUCCAGGGCCGGAAGGGCAGCAUGGGAGACCCUGGCCUUCCAGGACCCCAGGGCCUCCGAGGUGACGUGGGUGACCGGGGUCCGGGAGGUGCCGCAGGCCCUAAGGGAGACCAGGGUAUUGCAGGUUCCGACGGUCUUCCUGGGGAUAAAGGAGAACUGGGUCCCAGCGGCCUGGUCGGACCCAAAGGAGAGUCUGGCAGUCGAGGGGAGCUGGGCCCCAAAGGCACCCAGGGUCCCAACGGCACCAGCGGUGUUCAGGGUGUCCCCGGGCCCCCCGGUCCUCUGGGCCUGCAGGGUGUCCCGGGUGUUCCUGGCAUCACGGGGAAGCCGGGAGUUCCGGGGAAGGAGGCCAGCGAGCAGCGCAUCAGGGAGCUGUGUGGGGGGAUGAUCAGCGAACAAAUUGCACAGUUAGCCGCGCACCUAAGGAAGCCUUUGGCACCCGGGUCCAUUGGCCGGCCCGGUCCAGCUGGCCCCCCUGGACCCCCAGGACCCCCAGGCUCCAUUGGUCACCCUGGCGCUCGAGGACCCCCCGGAUACCGCGGUCCCACUGGGGAGCUGGGAGACCCUGGGCCCAGAGGAAACCAGGGCGACAGAGGAGACAAAGGCGCGGCAGGAGCAGGGCUGGACGGGCCUGAAGGAGACCAGGGGCCCCAAGGACCCCAAGGUGUGCCCGGCACCAGCAAGGACGGCCAGGAUGGUGCUCCCGGCGAGCCUGGGCCUCCCGGAGAUCCUGGGCUUCCAGGUGCCAUUGGGGCCCAAGGAACACCGGGGAUCUGCGACACCUCAGCCUGCCAAGGAGCCGUGUUACGGGGGUUGGGGGGGGAAAAAUCAGGCUCUAGAAGCUCAUAAAAUUCGACAUGAGGAAGUAAGCAAGUGACAAGGACGCCUGAAGCGCAGUGGGGCGGUCCUGAGGGAGCGGGCAGUGUGGCAGGCUGGUGACGUCCAGGAGAGGGAGCCCCUGGCUGCCCCGCGGCCGCCGACUGGACACGCGGGCCCUGCCAGCGAGCACCCUCAUCGGGCUGUCGCCUGACAGCAUACCUCAAAAGGCCCCAGCUAAUAAACCUGUAAGCCCAACAUUUGAGAGAAGGUAGGGUGUAUAUAUAAAAGGUUGUGUACAACUCCACGAGGUGAAAAAUAUUCAGUAACUUGUUUACAUAGCAUUUGUGUAAAGACUAUGAUUUCAUCCCAAUAAAAUGAUAUAUUAAAUCUU